ACACAAAACCCCUGAAUCCCAGUCUAUAUAUUCAUGAACAGCUUCUGAAUCCAUUCCACCCAGGCCGGACACGGACAGCACGCCUGGCUUGGUCUAUUACAACAUACUUUCAUUCACCAUGUCUCCGACCAGCCUUCACUUCCUGAAUUUUCCCUGCAUUUUUCUCUUCGUUUUCUUCCAAAUGUUUAUCCCCUUUGCCCAUCCACUUUCCUUCCGUUUUGAUCGUGAUUUCGGUAAUCUAAACAUCAGCUAUGAAGGCGAUGCCAAGCAUUCCAGCGGAAAAAUUGUGAUCCCCGCAUCAGAUUCGCAGUAUCGCGUGGGGUGGGCUAACUACCCCAAGCCCCUGCACCUAUGGGACAGCUGCUUAACGGGGAGUUAUGGGGCCGACUUUACAACCCAUUUCUCUUUCACCAUUGACAAUGUUAAUGUUAGCGGGCCUAGCGGCGGCCUUGCCUUUUUUCUGGUUAGUGUUGGGUACGACCUUCCGCCCAACUCUGCUGGUGGAGAACUGGGAUUAUUCAACUCCACCAGCGACUCCGACAUGACCAAGAACCGUAUCGUGAUGGUUGAGUUCAACACUUCGAUGCAGCUCGUUGGAAUCUGUGAAAACUCACCCCAUUCAUCCGACAACAAAAGUUGGGAUGUUAAAUCGCAUGCUGGGAAGACGGCUAACGUGUGGAUAACUUACAAAGCUUCGACCAAGAACCUUAGUGUGUUCUGGACAUAUGAGAAUAACCCUGUUUUCAUGGGUAAUUCCUCUCUUUCUUCCAUUCUCGAUCUAAAAGACGUUCUGCCCCAGUAUAUAAAGAUUGGUUUCUCAGCUUCUACAGGCUCGACGCAUGAGCGGUAUACCAUUCAUUCAUGGGAUUUUCACUCAAAUUUGACUCAAAGCUGCAAUAAAAUGAGGAGGACAAUUUUGGCAACGUCUGUUGCUGCGGGUUUCUUGAUUAUGAUGUUGCUGAUGAGCAUCAUCAGUUGGAUAGUUCUGAAGAGGAGGAGAAUCGGCAAUGAUCAAAGCAAUGGAAAUGACGCGGAUUCAGAAUCCUCCAUAAGUACAAAUCUUGAGAGAGGAGCGUUGCCCAGGAAAUUUUCUUACCUAGAACUAUUAGCAGCCACCAACGGUUUUGCCAAGGAUGGAAGGCUAGGACAAGGAGGGUCUGGCCUAGUCUACAAAGGAACGUUGUCCGAUCUAGGACGCCCAGUUGCUGUGAAGAGAAUCUUCACUGAAUCCGAACACUCUCAGUCUCUAUUCAUCAACGAGGUGAAGAUAAUUAGUCGUUUAAUACAUCGGAAUCUGGUUCAGUUCAUCGGGUGGUGUCAUGAGCAAGGUGAAUUCUUGCUUGUUUACGAGCACAUGACUAAUGGCAGCCUCGAUCAUCACCUCUUUGGCAAGGGAGAAGCGCUCCCAUGGAAUGCCAGAUACAAGAUAGCUUCAGGCUUGGCCUCAGCCCUUCAUUAUCUCCAUGAAGAAGCGGAGCAGUACUGUGUCCUUCACAGAGACAUCAAGUCUGCUAACAUAUUGUUGGACACAGAUUUCAGCACCAAGCUUGGUGAUUUUGGGGUUGCUAAGUUGGUGGAUCCUCGGUUGACUCCUCGGAGAACUAGCGUGGUAGGGACUUAUGGCUACUUGGCCCCGGAAUAUGCAAAUGAAGGGAGGGCCAGUAAAGAAUCAGACAUGUUUAGUUUUGGAGUAGUGGCUUUAGAAAUCGCUUGUGGCAGGAGAACUUUUCAGGAUGGAGAAUUUCAUGUCUCACUUGUGACGUGGGUUUGGGAGCUCUACCUUGCAGGAGAUAUUCUCAAAGCAGCUGAUGAGAAAUUGGGCAUGGAUUUUGACGAGGAUGAAAUAAAACGCUUGUUGGUUGUGGGAUUAUGGUGUGCUCAACCAAAUGACAGGGAAAGGCCAAAGGCAGGGCAAGUAAUUAAGGUUCUUCGGUUUGAAGCACCGUUGCCAGAGCUUCCACAUGACAUGCAUGACCCUGGGUUUCAUCAAUUUCUCCCUCAAUCCCAGGAUCAAAGUUAUUCCUUUCAACUUACCUCAAGCCUCGACGACUUGGGUCGGUAAAGUAGUGGUGCUGCUGCAAAUACCAAGCAAAACCCUGCUGGAAUUUUUACUGUUUUUCCCAGUCGGACCCUUGUAUAAUUUCGCCCCUUGAAACUCAUUACAUUAUUUUCCAAGUUAGGCAACCAUCAACUAGGAGUUUUUUUCUGGUAAUUUUUCCCAGAUAAAUGUUUCUAUGGAAUCUCUUAUUUUCUUCUCGAACAAUAUUUUUUUGUUGUUGUUGUU
This is a messenger RNA of Carya illinoinensis, 2284 nucleotides long. Its product is annotated as L-type lectin-domain containing receptor kinase IX.1-like. Gene Ontology annotation, biological process: protein phosphorylation. The coding region runs from base 119 to 2062 and encodes 647 amino acids. Gene Ontology annotation, molecular function: carbohydrate binding; ATP binding; protein kinase activity. NCBI's taxonomy places the organism in Eukaryota, Viridiplantae, Streptophyta, Magnoliopsida, Fagales, Juglandaceae. The record is from RefSeq and is a predicted model, not a curated record. Gene Ontology annotation, cellular component: plasma membrane. The transcript has a single exon.